CCGGUUUUACCAAAAACAAAAGAAAAUGCUAAACCGGUUGGAAAGAUGAGUCCGCUGGCGCUCACUUAUAGACAAAUAGACUAUGGCAAAUGGUUGAAACUUUAAUUUAUCUUGUACCGGCUACAACGCUAUUAACAUGUGACAAUGUCCCUUCCGCGUUCAUUCUCACGUGCCCAACUUAUCACUGAAAGAGAAAAAAGUCCUAAACCCCUGACCUAUACAGUCAGAGACUAACCUGAAAUUAGCUGGUUUUAGAUAUGGCAGCGACCAAUUUAUAUGGUUGAACCGAUACUUAACCGAAAAGCUUCUUUCUUUUUAGGGUGGAUGUGGGGGAGUCAACGCUUCUUUUUUGAGUAUAAAGAUGUUUUGUCACAACACUCAAACACUACAAACAAAAAUGGAUUCAUGGAUACUGAAGUUGCUGCUGGCACAACUUCUGCUUGUAUUGAUUCAGCGUGCUAAUGCAAGCUCUAUCAUCAAACAUCUUCCCGGCUUUGAAGGCCCUCUUCCUUUUGAGCUUGAAACCGGGUACAUUGGUGUUGGUGAGGCAGAGGAAGAUCAAAUGUUCUACUACUUCAUCAAAUCUGAAAAGAACCCUGAAGAAGACCCUCUUCUUGUCUGGUUAACUGGAGGACCUGGCUGCUCUUCUUUCUCUGGCCUUGUUUAUGAGAAUGGGCCUCUUGCUUUCAAGGUUGAGGCCUAUAAUGGAAGUAUCCCCACUUUGGUAUCUACUACAUAUUCAUGGACUAAGGUAGCGAAUAUAAUAUAUCUGGACCAGCCUGUCGGGACUGGUUUUUCCUACUCAAGAAAUCCUCUUGCUGAUAGACUAAGUAUCACAGGAUCAGUUAAGCGGGUCCACGAGUUUCUUCGUAAGUGGCUAGACAAGCAUCCUGAGUAUUUCUCCAAUCCAUUUUAUCUCGCUGGAAACUCUUAUUCCGGCAUGAUGAUUCCGGCCAUUGUUCAAGAAAUCUCAAAUGGAAAUUAUAUAUGCUGCAAACCUCAAAUAAAUCUUCAGGGAUAUGUGCUUGGAAACCCGGUAACAAACGGUGAUCUUGAUAAUAACACUCGCAUUCCGUUUGCUCACGGAAUGGCACUCAUCUCCGAUGAACUCUUUGAGUCGAUGAAGAAAAGCUGUGGAGAAAAUUAUAUUAAUGUGGAUCCUCAAAACACAGAGUGCUUGAAACUCGUUAAAGACUUCAACAAGUGUGUUUCUGGAGUAUAUGAAGAACUGAUCUUACAAUCAAACUGUGAUAAAACAUCUCCUGAUUGCUAUACAUAUCGAUAUUCGCUGUCUGAAUACUGGGCUAAUAACGAGAUCGUACGUAGAGCACUUAGAGUUGUGAAGGGGACAACAGGGGAAUGGGACCGAUGUAACUGGAAUGUGCAGUGCAACAAAGACAUUCCAAGUAGUAUACCAUACCAUAUGAAUAACAGCAUCAAAGGCUAUCGAUCUCUUAUCUUUAGUGGUGAUCACGAUAUGACAAUCCCUUUCGUUGGAACUCAAGACUGGGUAAGGUCACUAAACUUUUCCAUUCUUGAGAAAUGGAGGCCAUGGAUGAUAAAUGAUCAAGUCGCUGGAUACACCAAGACUUAUGCUAAUAAGAUGACAUUUGCCACUGUGAAAGGAGGCGGGCACACAUUAGAGUAUAAACCAGUGGAGAGCUCAAUCUUGUUCGAGAGGUGGAUAAGUGACCAACCUCUUUAAACGUAGAAACCUUAAUCUUGGAGUUAUCUGAUUAAUGUUGAAGCCGAAAGUGUUUGGUUUCUGGAUUCAUAGACAGAAAUAUUUUGUUUUUUUCUGUUUUUGACUAAAGUUUUUUCUUGUUUUGAACCGUUUAUUCAAUUUGCUUUCAAC
This is a messenger RNA of Raphanus sativus (radish), 1855 nucleotides long. RefSeq names its product serine carboxypeptidase-like 14. Gene Ontology annotation, biological process: secondary metabolic process; proteolysis. The record is from RefSeq and is a predicted model, not a curated record. Gene Ontology annotation, molecular function: serine-type carboxypeptidase activity; acyltransferase activity, transferring groups other than amino-acyl groups. NCBI's taxonomy places the organism in Eukaryota, Viridiplantae, Streptophyta, Magnoliopsida, Brassicales, Brassicaceae. The transcript is spliced from 14 exons. Bases 362 to 1705 code for a protein of 447 amino acids.